AUGUCUUUAGCAUACUUGGUAGACCUCAUCUGCGUAGCGGUUAUGCGUGUGAAUAGCGUUGGCUGCCUCAGAUGGAUAUGGCUAUACUCAGAGCCAUCAGGAAUGAUCUAUAUUCAUGACAAUCGAAAACGUCUCAAUAAGCUCGACGCGACGGUGGUCAUACUCGCUAUUGUCUAUUCUUUAAUACAUGCGUUCAUCGGGGGGAUGAAUAUGCUCAUCCUUGAGGGCUUCGGGCCCGUGAAUAUUGGACAGGACCAGCUGACUGUGACAAUUUUCAUUCUGAUAAUCUCCGUGAUACCAUCUUGCUUCACCUUUUGUUAUUCCGCUCUGGCAGUCGUCAAUCUCUGGCGCCACCGAAAUUCGGACCGAUGGAUUAUACUCAAGCCCUCAUCUGAGGGUCUUAUCCACGGUUCAUAUGAGCCUAUUUCUCGGAUUCGGCUUUUAAAGCGCAUACUCUCGGUUGCAAUUGCUGCCCUUCUUCUUUCAAGGACUUCCAUACUAUUCCUGUUCGAGCUCCCUACCACUAUUGAGAUGCUUCCAGUGCUCUCGCGACCAAUCUCGGACAUAUUGCGCAUUCAACGCACGGUGUACUCCUGGUCCCAAGAUGGCCUACAAGUCCUUGUUCAGCUCCCAUCGCCAUCAGAAAUCAUACAAGUCCCACAGGAGUAUGCUUACCAGAUCAUUAUAACUCGGUAUAUAGCCGGCCUGCACCUGUUGGUCUUUUGGGGCCUUGGGCGCAAAGCCAGAGAGCCAUAUAUCCGGGGGAUCCAUUGGUUACUCUCUGCCUCUGGCAUCUUUGGAAUCACUAGGCACAUGAAACAGUAUAUACAGGCCAUAUACAGGCCAACCAUCAACAGCGACUCGGAGAACAUUAUCGUGCCAUAUCGUACGCCGGACGUAUCCCUAUGUCGCUUUCAUUCUCCUACACGGAAUGAGACGGCUGCACCAUCGAGACUCGCUCUGGGCAUCGACUCGCAAACGUCCGCCACUAGUUCAUGCCGAACACCCGCUGACAAAGUUGAGAAGCCUAUAAAAGCCCCAUAUUCUGUGAAAAAUUACCCACUUUCACCUACUGCCGCUGUCGUGGACAAACUUGGGUCAGCAUACCCUGGGCGCUCAGAGACUCCUCCACCACCGUAUCUGGGACACAACGCCAUGCCUUGUCACGAUUCGAAGAUGAUCUAA
Serendipita indica DSM 11827 is the source of this 1185-nucleotide messenger RNA. The record is from the annotation of a GenBank genome assembly. NCBI's taxonomy places the organism in Eukaryota, Fungi, Basidiomycota, Agaricomycetes, Sebacinales, Serendipitaceae.